AUGCCAUUAGCAAUAUCAUCUAAAAAAUGGAGACAGUACAUGGAAGAAAAGGAUAAAGAAAAGGAAAACAUACUAAAAAAGCGCGAGGAAAGAAAAAGACUCAUGACAAACAAAAAAGAAGAACAGGCAAAGCGAAGGUUGGAAAUAUCUAAGAGGAAGCAAUGCAAUAAAAGAAAAGAAGCAGCGACUAGAAAAAUGACAACUAAGAAAAGCGCUGCUAAUUCAGAAUCGAAUAUAAAAAUGAAGGAAAAUAGAUUACCAACCAUUUAUUGUGCGGGAUGUAAUGACGAGUUAAUAAGUGACGUUGAAGAUGACUCUUUAAAAAACAUUGGUUGUGACAAUUGUCCGAAGUGGUUCCACUUAAAAUGUACAACAAAGAAAAAUUUCAAAUAUGACGAAGUCGCUAAGGAAGAUUUUGUUUGCCAUUAUUGUUUAAUUCAUAUGAUUUAA
This is a messenger RNA of Parnassius apollo (apollo), 450 nucleotides long. NCBI's taxonomy places the organism in Eukaryota, Metazoa, Arthropoda, Insecta, Lepidoptera, Papilionidae. The record is from the annotation of a GenBank genome assembly.